AUGGGAGAGAAGGAGGAGCUGCAGGCCCUCAGUGAGGCCCUUCAGGCCCUGAGGGAAGACGAGAGCCCCUCCUUCAUGAGCCAGGUUAUCCAGAAGCCCCACAAAUGCUUGGAAUGUGGGAAGGGUUUCAGCUGGAGCUGGCAUCUGAUCCGGCACCAGAUGAUCCACACUGGGGAGAGGCCCUAUGAUUGUGGGAAAUGUGGGAAGAGCUUUACAACUAUUUCUUAUCUGCUGCAGCACCAGGUCGUCCACACUGGGGAACGGCCCUACACCUGCUUGGAAUGUAGGGAGACCUUUAGGUGGAUGUCUGGCCUGAAUAGACACCAGCGCAUCCACAAUGGGGAGAAGCCCUAUGAGUGUCCUGUGUGUGAUAAGAGGUUUCACACCAGCUUCGAAUGCCUCCUACAUGAGCGGAUUCACAGAGAGGAGAGGCCCUUCCGCUGCCCCGACUGCGGGAAGGGAUUCAAGCACAACUGCACUCUCAGCAGACACCGGCGUAUCCACACUGGGGAGAGGCCCUACGAGUGUCCUGAGUGUGGGAAGAGCUUCUCUAGGAGCUGUCACUUGACCCGACACCAACGGACUCAUGGAGGGGAGAAGCCCCACAAGUGCUUGGAAUGUGGGAAGGGUUUCCGCUGGAGCUGCCAUCUGAUCCAGCACCAGAGGAUCCACACUGGGGAGAAGCCCUAUGAGUGUGGGAAAUGUGGGCAGAGCUUCAGGAACAUCUCCCACCUGCUGCAGCACCAGGUGGUCCACACAGGGGAACGGCCCUACACCUGCUUGGAAUGUGGGAAAAGCUUUGGGGUCAGCUCCAAUCUGAGAAAACACCAGCGGAUCCACACCGGGGAGAGGCCCUACCACUGUCCUGUGUGUGAUAAGAGGUUUCACACCAGCUCCGAAUGCCUCAGACAUGAGCGGAUUCACAGAGAGGAGAGGCCCUUCCGCUGCCCCGACUGCGGGAAGGGAUUCAAGCACAACUCCACCCUCAGUGCCCACCGGCGCAUCCACACUGGGGAGAGGCCCUACGAGUGUCCUGAGUGUGGGAAGAGCUUCAUUUGUGGGUGCCAUCUGAUCCAGCACCAGAGGAUCCACACUGGGGAGAAGCCCUAUGAGUGUGGGAAAUGUGGGCAGAGCUUCAGGAACAUCUCCCACCUGAUGCAGCACCAGGUGAUCCACACUUGGGAACAGCCCUACACCUGCUUGGAAUGUGGGAAAAGCUUUGGGGUCAGCUCCAAUCUGAGAAAACACCAGCACAUCCACACUGGGGAGAGGCCCUGUGAGUGUCCUGAGUAUGGGAAGAGGUUUCAGACCAGCUCCCAUCUCCUCCUACAUGAGCGGAUUCACACAGAGGAGAGGCCCUUCCACUGCGCCAACUGUGGGAAGGGAUUCAAGCACAACUCCACCCUCAGUGCCCACCGGCACAUCCACACUGGGGAGAGGCCCUACGAGUGUCCUGAGUGUGGGAAGAGCUUCUCACACAGCUCAACCUUGACCCGACACCAACGAAGCCACCACUAAGGGAAGCCCUGUGAGUGCCCCAAGUGUGGGAAGAGCUUUGUGCUCUGCUCCAGCUCCAUCCCCCAUGGGAGGAUCAGUGUUGGAUGAUCCCCAGUGACCCCGUUGGGCAGAGCCCUGAUGAUCCUUGGUCCUGGUGAUCUGUGUUGGGAAGACACCUGGUGGGAGGAGCUCU
Molecule: messenger RNA, 1690 nt
Organism: Oenanthe melanoleuca
Lineage: Eukaryota; Metazoa; Chordata; Aves; Passeriformes; Muscicapidae
Product: zinc finger protein 883-like
Exons: 6
Coding region: 1-1518 (505 amino acids)
Biological process (GO): negative regulation of transcription by RNA polymerase II
Molecular function (GO): DNA-binding transcription repressor activity, RNA polymerase II-specific
Source: RefSeq, a predicted model, not a curated record